GCUAAAUUGCUUAACCCCAAUGUAUCGAGUGAUUUCUUCAUCCACCACUGAUUCGUCAUCCUCUAACUCAUCGUCCUCCAUGGCCUCUUUAUUUGGGAAUGUGUCUCCUCAAGCCAGGGCUAGUUCAUCUGCUAAGGGUAUUAAUCUCGAUGAUAUUUUAGAGGAUGUAACUCCUCUUUAUGUUGCCUACCCCCAGAAGCCCCAAAAAGGACUAUCGAGAAGAGGCUGA
Molecule: messenger RNA, 229 nt
Organism: Ilex paraguariensis (yerba mate)
Lineage: Eukaryota; Viridiplantae; Streptophyta; Magnoliopsida; Aquifoliales; Aquifoliaceae
Source: the annotation of a GenBank genome assembly